This is a messenger RNA of Rubroshorea leprosula, 1145 nucleotides long. The record is from the annotation of a GenBank genome assembly. Lineage: Eukaryota; Viridiplantae; Streptophyta; Magnoliopsida; Malvales; Dipterocarpaceae.
GAAAGGAAAAACAUUCUCAGUAGAAGAAGAUUCUGAAGAAAUGGAUUUUGUUGACGUUCUCUUGUCACUGCCUGGCGAUAAUGGAAAAGGCCACAUGGACGAUAUUGAAAUUAAAGCUCUCAUUCAGGAUAUGAUAGCUGCAGCCACAGAUACCUCAGCUGUGACCAACGAAUGGGCGAUGGCGGAGGUGAUCAAGCAUCCACGUGUCCUCUGUAAGAUCCAGGAAGAGCUUGAUUCCGUGGUGGGUCGCAAUCGGAUGGUGGACGAAUCUGAUCUGGUCCACCUUAACUACCUGCGUUGCGUCGUACGUGAAACCUUCCGCAUGCAUCCAGCUGGUCCGUUUCUAAUCCCGCACGAGUCAAUUCGCGCCACGACCAUCAACGGCUAUUAUAUCCCCGCCAAGACACGUGUCUUCAUCAACACUCACGGGCUGGGCCGAAAUGAGAAGAUAUGGACCGACGUGGAGCAGUUUCGACCCGAGAGGCAUUGGCUGGCUGACGGAAGCCGAGUGGAGAUAAGCCACGGAGCCGAUUUCAAGAUACUGCCUUUCAGUGCUGGAAAGAGGAAGUGCCCCGGCGCGCCACUUGGGGUUACGCUGGUGCUGAUGGCUCUGGCUCGGCUCUUCCAUAGCUUUGAAUGGGCUCCCCCGGAGGGCAUGAGGCCCAAAGAUAUAGACACGAGUGAGGUUUAUGGGAUGACCAUGCCUAAGGCGGAGCCCUUAAUGGCUAUUGCCAGGCCACGCUUGCAGGACAACUUGUACUGCUGAAUGAAUAUGCAGCAAAUUCUUGGUUUUCUUUCUCUCUUGGAUAAGCCUCCAUAAGCCUCCCAAAAGCCCCAUUUUGUUUUCCUAUGCCUUCCUCUUCCACCUCCAUCCUUUUCUUCCUUCUUUCUCCCAACCAAGGUUAAGGUGCUUUUAUUAAAUUAGUAGAUCGAGGUAGCAUCAUCUCGGUUUAGGAGCUUUUGGCACGGGACUCGCAUGCUCGUUGUAUGUACCAGCUAGGGCCUCGUGUUUUCGAUAGGGAGGCAGAUCGAUGUCUUACCAAAAUCAUGACUCAGCUUUUGUUUUUUUGAAAAGCCUUGAAAAAGAAUUUGCCUCGUAUAAUUUUUGUGUAAAUUACCUUUGUAUAUAAAAUCUUUAAAUUAAU